Anisakis simplex (herring worm) is the source of this 1932-nucleotide messenger RNA. The record is from the annotation of a GenBank genome assembly. NCBI's taxonomy places the organism in Eukaryota, Metazoa, Nematoda, Chromadorea, Rhabditida, Anisakidae.
AUGGAAGCAUUGGAGUCAGGUCCAAUGACGAGUUCAACCUGUGAUCCACUGUUGUCAGCCGCGCUUUCGAGUCGUUCACCGGCCAUUCCGUCGACACAUGCCACAGAUGACUAUCAUCACCAUUCACAUAUGAGUGGUACUGCUGAAACGUCGACAUGUUAUCACUUGUUGAACGGCAGUGGGCGCUUAAGUCCUUCUACACAAGUGAGCACAGCGUGCGGUGUUUCGAAUGCAGUUGCGUCAGUGACAGCAUCUGUUUUUAAUCAGUAUACAACGCUACAACCCCUUCAACCGUUACCACCGAUUUCGACAGUGACCAACUCAUCUUCAUCGUCAUCGUCCGAUAAAUUCGGCGGUACACGAUCCACUAGUCCGCAGAGUGUUUCCGAGACACGUUGCACUAACGACACCGCAACAACGCCCAAUGCUCUGUUCUUUCAGCAUCACCAACAGCAACAGCAACAAGCGCAUUCACCGCAACACAGCGCCAAUACAAGUCCGGUUGCGUUGACGUUUCAAACGUUCGCUUAUAAUGUAAAUAUCAAAUACGAGUAUGACAUGAAAAGCGAGCAAGACUCAAGUGAUGAGCAACUGCAACCGCAACAAGCAACUGUGCCUCCAUCAUCGUCUUCUUCUUCACCAGUCCAGCAAUCGCCACCUUCUCAACAACAGCACUCAAACGUUAGCGACCUUUCAGUUGUCGUUAAUGGCGACAAUGCUACGAACGUUGCUAGUUCAGAGAUUGUUCCGCAUCCGCAUCGAACGGCUGCCGCUGCAGCAACCACUAUGACAACGACGGCGAACGCAGUCAGCACUGAGUAUGCGACAGUGGCGGUCACAUUACCACAACAACUGCAGCAACAGCUCGCCGAACCCUUCUCGCCCUCACAAUCACCCUAUGUGCCACCCUCCUAUUCGAGCAUCAUCGAGUUGAGAUGCUCGUCAGCUAAAGAUGAUGACAAACUCUGUUUUGGCUCAACAGCGAAUUCAUUCGAUACGUUCGCCACUGCGACAGAUCUUCUGGAAGCGAGCAGCAUUGAUAAUAAUAAUGAUACGGUAUCUACAUUAGAUCAUUUUUUAAAGCUUUUUCACGAGUUUAAUGUUUCAUCUCCGCUACGCGAACGUUCGGCGCCACCAUCCGGCGGCUCGCCGGAUUCGGGUGGAAGUGAUAUGGAUGAGUUGAACACGAAAGAUUUAGCACAGAGGAUUUCGGCCGAAUUAAAACGAUACUCGAUCCCACAGGCGAUUUUCGCGCAACGCGUCCUCUGUCGAUCCCAAGGCACGCUAUCUGACUUGCUAAGGAAUCCAAAACCGUGGUCAAAGCUAAAAAGUGGUCGAGAGACGUUCAGACGAAUGGCUAAAUGGUUACAGGAACCCGAAUUCCAGAGGAUGUCUGCCUUACGGCUUGCAGGUAGUCUGAAGCUUGACCUCAGGUUGAUGGAAGCUUGCCCAAGUAUCAACUUAGACCCUGGUACUGAGGCUUGCAUAGGUCUUAUUCCAGCUCUUGAGGGGAUGGAUAAAUGGAUGGAUAUGAUAAUUUUCUUGACCGAACGAACACUGCACUAUCAUUCAGCAUGUAAACGAAAAGAAGAACAACAAGUGAAUGGUAGUGUCCAACCAAGUGCACCAAAAAAGCCACGGCUUGUCUUCACGGAUAUACAACGACGCACGCUCCAGGCGAUCUUCAAAGAGACGAAACGUCCAUCUAGAGAAAUGCAGUUAACUAUUUCACAACAACUUCAACUUGAUCCAACAACCGUAGCGAAUUUCUUCAUGAACGCUAGACGACGUGGUCAUGAUCGUACCAGACAGGAAGAGGAACAGCAGCAACAGCAAACACACUCUCUUCUCAACAACAACGAUCAACAGCAACACGAAGUCAACUCUCAGAUACAUUCUUCCGCUCAACCCGUUGUCUUUGAACAAUUGUAA